CCUUCUUCCUCUCCUCUCUUCCCUCUACCUUAACACAAUUCAAUGAAGCCUGAACCUGCUCAGAAACGCUCCCCACCUUCAACCAUGUCUUCUUCUUCCUCUUCUCUCAUCACCACCCUUGCUGAUCCUAUCAAUAACCCUUCACACCCUCCUCAGUUAAGACCUCCUCGCCGUCGUUUUCCCUCUCACCAACUUCCUGAGAUAGGCCUCAAAACUCCUAUGGUUAGGCCUUAUGUCCGAUCAAAAAUGCCCAGGCUUCGUUGGACACCAGAUCUCCAUCGUUGCUUCGUGCAUGCAGUUCAGAGACUUGGAGGAGAAGACAGGGCCACACCAAAGUUGGUCUUACAGCUGAUGAAUGUAAAGGGGCUUACCAUAUCUCAUGUCAAAAGUCAUCUUCAGAUGUACAGGAGCAUGAGGCACGAACAGAUGAGUGAAGGUGCCAGGAAAAAUGAUGUGGCUCCGGAGUUUCUAGCUUCCACAUUCUCAACUCUUGGCCCAAGAUACACCCAACAGAAUCCUCACCAAAGAAGCUGCACGGAAGCGCUUGUUCCCAACCAUGCUCAAUGGAAUGAUUGUGAGGAAGGGUGUUACAGUGGAAAGCAUGGGGGUAAAUCGAUUAAUGAAGAGAAGAUGCAGUCCUACAUCAUCUUCGAGGGUAUUCUGAGUGGCCAGACUGUGGAUGAGAAUAAAACUGGUCCUGAAAAGGUGUCACUAGGGGGUGCCACCGGAUACAAAAGCGACCAUGAAAGAUUCCAAGACAGAACUACUACUGCCAUAGGAGGAGGCACACUGUCCUUAUCAAUGACCUCCAGGGCUACUUCACAUUCAUUCUUCAAUCGCAGCCACACUGGUCCAGAUGCCAAUGAUGUCUCUCUUGAGCUCACGCUCUCUUAGAAUCAUGCACAUAAUAAUAACAUUCUACCUUUCUCAUUUACAACUACAUUACAAACGCUGCAUCACCAUCACUUUUCAAACAACACAACAACACUGCUAUCGAGUGCUCUUCCGACAUUCAUUAACAAAUUUUAAAUAUUUUCAUAAAAACAAUAUUAUCUUUUUUAUUUUUUAAUUUCUUAAUCAAUGUCUCUCAAACACUCGGUAGCAGCGGAACUUGUAAUGCUAUCAAUUCGGAUCAUUUUCUCAUCACAGCUACUUUC
Molecule: messenger RNA, 1157 nt
Organism: Vigna unguiculata (cowpea)
Lineage: Eukaryota; Viridiplantae; Streptophyta; Magnoliopsida; Fabales; Fabaceae
Molecular function (GO): DNA-binding transcription factor activity; DNA binding
Source: RefSeq, a predicted model, not a curated record